ACCAGACUCAGAGAUAGUUUUUUUUCCCAUGGCCAUCUGCGUUCUCAACACUGAACAGCACCAAUUGUUCAUGAUGCUGCUAUGUAGCGACUUUUGCACAAUAAUUUAUUCUUUGUCUUUAAUUUAGUAGUAUGUUUAAGUUGUGUGUUAUUUUACUGUCUUGUGUUUUAUGGUACCACAGAGUAGCUUUCCAAUUUCGUUGUUUGCUUGGCUUGCAAUGAAAACAAAGGAAUUGAAUCUAAUAUUAUUAGAAUAGCUGAAUGAAUUGAGCAGUUAACUGAUAUUUAUGGUAUACAAGUAGGUUUAAUAUUUCUUGACAAGCUUUUAUAUACAUAAGAACAAAUGACAAUGUAAAAUAUCCACACAGAUUAGUAUCCAAGAAAUAAACUGAAAAAUAAUUUAACAAAGACUACAUUUUCAAUAGAAUGACGGUAUGUAGUUAAAUUGUUGUUGUGGUCCUUUUGCUUUCAUUCACAACCCUUUGCCAAAGCAGGUUAUUUUAGCUGCAUUAGUUAAACAGCUUUGACCUCCUUCCUACAAGGGCUUAGGGCGUCGCUUGUUCUUUCAUUAGCCUUGACCAACAUGCUCUCUGUGUGGCAUUUCACCACAACUCCUCAAAUGUGCCACCUUCUGACCACUUCUGAGCCUUAUAAUGGGCAGCGUAUCCUGCUUGAGCCUAGCAAGUGUCAUUCUACAGGGGCCUCUCGAAACUACGUGCUGCUGCUCUACUGUUUAACAAGCCUUGUCUUCCUUUCUGCUGUCUCACCUUUUGCUUGUGCAGGCUUUAUUUGCUCCUCUGUCUCCCAGACCUGAGGAGACAUCCUUUGGGACAUCUGUCCUUCUGUUUCGUUCCUGCUAAGAACAUCAUACGAGUACACCAGCGGAUUCUGGCGGUCUCCAAAAACCCGUGCCCUCUGAAGAGAGCCCCUCACAAUCCGUGCGCCAAUGUCGUAAGGGUCGUCCAGUUUCUGCUCCAGCCGCCAUCAUUCUGUGCUGUAAGGCUGACUGCAGAAUGUCUUCCAAUGGAGACCUCGCUGACCUUGGGAGCAGCGACAGCUUCUGGGAGCCGGGAAACUACAAAAGGACCGUGAAGCGGGUAGAUGAUGGCCACCGACUGUGUAAUGAGUUGGUCAGCUGUUUCCAGGAGCGGGCCAAGAUUGAGAAGAGCUAUGCUACUCAGCUGAGUGAUUGGGCCAAGAGGUGGAGAGGUGUGGUUGAGAAAGGGCCUCAAUAUGGUACACUGGAAAAGGCAUGGCAUGCGUUCAUGCAGGCAGCCGAUCGGCUCAGUGAGCUGCAUCAGGAACUCCGGGACCGGCUAGUGGCAGAAGACAGCGAGAAGGUCAGAAAUUGGCAGAAAGAAGUCUUCCACAAGCAGAUGAUUGGAGGUUUCAGGGAGACAAAAGAGGCUGACGAUGGCUUUCGCAAAGCUCAGAAGCCGUGGGUCCGCAAGUUAAAAGAGCUGGACACAAGUAAGAAGAGCUACCAUCAGGCACGGAAGGAGGAGUGGUCAGCCAUUAACAGGGAAACGCAUGCUAAGGCGGAUCCAUCCAAGUCCCAAGAAGAAGUCCGCAAAUAUACGGCCCGUGCGGAGCGCUGCAACCAAGAGGCUGAAAAAGCUAAAGAGCGUUAUGAAAAGACCCUGGAAGAGCUGAACCGCUGUAACCCUCGCUACAUGGAAGACAUGGAGCAGGUUUUUGACCUCACUCAGGAAGCUGAGCGCAAGAGACUGUGCUUCUUUAAAGAGGUCCUGCUGGAGAUCCAUUCACACCUCGACCUGUCCAGCAAAGAAGGGUUCCGAGAGCUGUACCAGGACUUGGGUCAGAGCAUUCGAGCAGCAAAUGAGACAGAAGAUCUUCGAUGGUGGAGAAACACCCACGGACCAGGCAUGAGCAUGAACUGGCCACAGUUUGAGGAGUGGACACCAGACACAAUCCGGACCAUCAGCAGGAAGGAGCGAUCUAGACACUCAGAGGACAACGUAGUCACCCUUACCAACAUAGUAUCCUCCGGAGAAAAUGACAUCCCUCCUAGUCCCACCACCCAGAAGGCUAACAGGGUUGUAAAAGAUGAUUCUUCAGACUGGUCAGAAGAGGAGAACCCAAAGAAACUGGCCGUGAACGGUGUCGGCGAAACGGGGGACAAAGAGGAGCAGGUAGAGGGCGUGCGAGUCCUAGCGCUCUAUGAUUACUCGGGCCAGGAGGCUGACGAGCUCAGCUUCAAAGCAGGUGACGAGCUGCUAAAGCUGGGAGAGGAAGACGAGCAGGGCUGGUGUAAAGGACAGCUGGUCAGUGGCCGGGUGGGCCUCUAUCCCGCCAACUAUGUCCAGCUGGGUGCUUCCUGAUGACCCGACCUUUUAUGUUCACACGGCCGAUGGUACCAAUCCGAAAACUAUCAGUGUUGUCAUUGAGGCACACCCUGACAAUUCUGGAUUCAUGUCUAAACUCAUCAAAGAGUUUGGACAUUUUUUCUACUUCACCUUUCAGAAAGACUGUCUUAAGUUUCAAACAUGGAAAGAAGCAAUUUUCAACUUGGAUUUCCCUGUGCAGAGUUAUUUUGCGAUUCAAUAACUAAAGAAGAAAUCCCUCAAAUCGAGGGAACGGAGUAGGGUAUAAACUCAGCCACAAGUUACACCUGUCAUCAUACUUUGACAUAUUGGUAGAAUGUCGUUUUACAUCUAGGAAACAUCUCCUAGCCGGGGGCCAAGCUAAGAUAACUUGCAGCAACAUGAGUCCCAUCCCUUUUAUGAAAUGCAGUAGUAAUCAGAAAUGGUUUUAGUUAAUACAAACCAAAAAGUGAUAUUGAAAACCAAAGUAGUAUUUUAGGUGAAGUUUUUGAGUUUCGCUAUAGUCUGCUUUACUUUCUUUGUUAGAUCACCGCUGCCCUGUUUGCGAUGACAUCAUUUGCUGUGUGCUAUCAUGUUCCUGUAAUCCCAACAGGUUUUUCCAAAAACGUGUCAUGUUUGCUCUGGGGAACAGUUUGGGACAUAAAUUCAAGUCAAUCUGACUGCCACUGUCCUCUCACCUCAUGUUUUUGUUAAGCUCCCCUGGUUUUAGGUUCAAUGUGACACUGCAUUCACUUCACCUUUUUAUGUGAUAGCUGCAUGUCGUAUCAGCUGAUUUGUGCUCUGAAUAUGAAGCUGGUAUUUUUAUUUUUUUAUAUCGGUUAUGGUUUCCUUAACUGUGUUGGGGACUAGUCUUCGUUUAAGUGUCAAAAGGUGGUACGGUGCAAGUUUGAGUGCAGAGGAUGCACCUGUGUUCAACGUUUCCAUGAACUAUUUUGGGUUUGGGAUUUUUCUGACUAAAGUUUAUUGACAUUUCUAGAGGGAGCCUCUGCUUUACAUUAACCAAAUAGCUAAAACCUUUCUAGCAACACUUUAAAUGCUCUGCGUCCAUCUUUUUUUCCCCUGGUGUGUAAUCGGAACAGUGCAUCAAGUUGUGAAAAGCAACAAUAAACCUCUUCCUACACAUUUCAA
Messenger RNA from Corythoichthys intestinalis (scribbled pipefish), 3472 nucleotides. It is a transcript of the gene pacsin3, whose product is annotated as protein kinase C and casein kinase substrate in neurons 3. The coding region runs from base 1013 to 2341 and encodes 442 amino acids. Lineage: Eukaryota; Metazoa; Chordata; Actinopteri; Syngnathiformes; Syngnathidae. The transcript has 11 exons. The record is from RefSeq and is a predicted model, not a curated record. Gene Ontology annotation, biological process: cytoskeleton organization; plasma membrane tubulation; regulation of endocytosis. Gene Ontology annotation, cellular component: endosome; cytoplasm; plasma membrane. Gene Ontology annotation, molecular function: protein binding; phospholipid binding.